CACUGCUGGCCACUCGACCAUGCGAUCCUGUUCCUUCCUGCCUGUCCUCUUCCUCUUUGUGAUGAUGCUGCUGAGAGGAAAGGCUGGCCUUGUCCCAGGGGAAAAGCAGUGCAUUUCGUUGAAAGGAAUAUGCAAAGACCUAGCGUGCACAUCCUCAGAUGAUACUAUUGGCGUAUGUAACGACGUGAAGAAGUGUUGUAGGAAGUGGUGGGUGUUUGAACCCUACCCAACACCCGUUCCCAAAGGAAAGUCUCCUUAGAGGGAAGAACAUGAUAAGCUCUUCAAACUCCAGAAAACAUGGACAAGCUCUGCAAAGUUCUGCUUACUACACUCACCUUCUCCCUUGCCUGGAA
Molecule: messenger RNA, 353 nt
Organism: Mus caroli (Ryukyu mouse)
Lineage: Eukaryota; Metazoa; Chordata; Mammalia; Rodentia; Muridae
Gene: Defb130b
Product: defensin beta 130B
Biological process (GO): cell chemotaxis; defense response to bacterium
Molecular function (GO): CCR6 chemokine receptor binding; chemoattractant activity
Source: RefSeq, a predicted model, not a curated record